Protopterus annectens (West African lungfish) is the source of this 2455-nucleotide messenger RNA. RefSeq names its product early growth response protein 1-B-like. The record is from RefSeq and is a predicted model, not a curated record. Gene Ontology annotation, biological process: regulation of transcription by RNA polymerase II. Gene Ontology annotation, molecular function: RNA polymerase II cis-regulatory region sequence-specific DNA binding; DNA-binding transcription factor activity, RNA polymerase II-specific. The transcript has 2 exons. The coding region runs from base 219 to 1757 and encodes 512 amino acids. Lineage: Eukaryota; Metazoa; Chordata; Ceratodontiformes; Protopteridae.
GAACAGAGCACAACGAGAAACAGCAAUCUGAGGCUAAACAAGAGAGAAGAGCUUCAUUCUAAGACACCAGAAACAUAGCAGCACAUCUACUCUCUAAAGCAAGAGACCAGCCUUGAGCUGCUUUUGCCACUUGGAAGCACGAGGAGAUCGAAUCCCACAACUUCUCCUGAUAUUCACUUGGAUAAACCAUCGAAUACAUCUUGCAGUAGUUUAGCAAUAUGAUCAGCGGGAUGGACUUCUACCAGGACUCGAGUUAUUCAAAAUGUUCCGACUAUGCGGACUUCAAAGUAAUACAAGAGAGCUUGGACAACCAGACUAGCCAUGUUAUUUGUCCAAAGCUUGAAAAGGACUCUACCACCGAGUUUAGGCAAGCUGAGGAAUUCGUAGAGGCAGCUCUCUGUGGUGAACAAUCUGAAUUCAACAUUAUGGGACAGCAACAGGCCUCCUCCACUAAUCCACCUUCACCACUAAACUAUAUUGGUAGCUUCAGCAUUCAAACAACACCUGAGAGUACCGACUGCCCAGAAGCACUCCUUAGCCUAAUGACAGGGGCUCUUGAAAUCUCUACACUUCCUCUCCUCGCUGAUUUGUUCCCGGUGGAGCCUGAAUCAGAUCACUCACUUUCUGACCCAGCACAUCUUUUUAAUGACUUAUUUCCUCGCCGACCUACCCCUCAGCUUCACGCAUCAGCUCCCGAGCUGCACUUUGUUGGACGCAGUUAUUCGGACUGUUCCCUUUCAGAUGACGGUUUGCAAGCCCAGACUUCCUUCAGUCAGCCAUGUACUCCUUCACAUUCCCAAAGCCUGUAUGACUUGACAUCUAUUCCGCAGCAACAGUCAGAAUCCUCCCAGCUCUUUGCAACAUCUGCACAGGAUGUCUGCAAGCCAGACUGCUAUCCACCGUGGGAAACUAUUGGUAAGCAAGAAUACAUACCUUUGAACUAUCAGUCUGAAGUAUUCAGCAUCGUUGAUAGCCAAAGAGCUUCCCUCCCCCAACUGCUGUCAAGAGGUAGUUUGGAAAGUAUGUCUCCUAUGAGCUGCCAGUCAGAGGUUUUAAGCAAUCCGGAGGAGUCCUCCACCUUUACCUCACAAUCCACUUUCUUCACCCACCAGGACUCUUUCCAGUGCCAGACUAGCCCCGUGCUCAUCAACAAUGAUUUUACUGAUAACAGGGAUUGCAUGUCCACCCCACAACUCAUUGAACAUCUCGAAUCCUCACAGGCCCAAUCAGAGAAUAUUCAAAACUUUAUUGGUAAUCCCAGUGAACUAAUCUUCCAGCCUCAGCUCGUCAACCCAAUAGACUUCAUAUACCAGUCUUCCAUGCUGAACACUACAGGCAUUGUUACCUUCAAAAAUAACUUAGGUGUGUCUAGGAGAACACCGCGUACGAAGAAAUGUUUGACUCAACCCGGUAGUGGUCUGCCUAAGGAGAAGCCCUUCUCCUGUCCAAUGGAGAACUGUACCAGAAGCUUUUCACGCUCUGAUGAGCUAAACCGGCACCUGAGAAUUCACACGGGCCACAAGCCAUUCAAGUGCCAGAUCUGCCUGAGGAGUUUCAGCCGCAGUGACCACCUUACCACCCACGUCCGCACCCACACCGGGGAAAAGCCCUUCUCCUGUGACACCUGUGGCAAGAGGUUUGCCAGAAGUGACGAGAGGAAGCGGCACGGAAAGGUUCAUCUGAAACAGAAAGUAAAAAGUGAGGACAACCUGACAACUAUUGGCAUGUAUCAGCUGCCAGUACCCCAAGUGCUGUGAGGUUACUGCAGGGCACUGAGAGCAAUAAUCUUCUGUGAAACAACUAUGGCCAGAUGUCGCUAUAACGAGUGACACCCAGUGGCAAGAAAGGCAGACCGAGAUCUUGCUGAAGCUUGCUGUCUGUGAGGGAAGCUGUUGGUUUCAGCACCACAAGUGAUGGAGAGCUCCCAGAUCCCGAUUUAGUGUGGGCAGCUGAGUGCAGUGUCUUCAGCACCAAGGGGAGCGGAAAGCUAGCAGCGCAGAGGUCAAAUUGCAAAAGCAAUAUGGAGCAGGCAGUCUGAACCCUCCACAUCCAUUCACUUAUAUCGUGUGAGGAGCCAAAAAAGCUCUCACUGACGUGGGGUUACUACUUCCAAUAUCCUGCACCGUUUGGGUUUGUGAACUUAAUUAAGGACUUGAAUUAAGAAAUUCAGUGACUUUAUGAGACAAAACAAUGGGUCCAAAGAAUAACUGUCCCUAGAUUUAAACAAAAAGACUUGAAUAGUGCACCUAAUGUUAAUACCUAACGUUGAGAGUAACAAUAAAUGAAACAAGUAACUUAUAAAGUAUAGAAAACUUAUUUUUUUAUUCAUACAUAUUUAUUUAUUACAUAAUAACUCUAGUUUAUAUCAGACUUUUUAUGCUGAUAAAAUGCAGCAAAUGUUUAAAUUGUAUACUAAAAGUUAUUUUUGUAAUAAACAUGAUAUAUAUUGCUUUAA